This is a messenger RNA of Daktulosphaira vitifoliae (grape phylloxera), 536 nucleotides long. RefSeq lists its product as uncharacterized. Lineage: Eukaryota; Metazoa; Arthropoda; Insecta; Hemiptera; Phylloxeridae. Bases 43 to 414 code for a protein of 123 amino acids. The record is from RefSeq and is a predicted model, not a curated record. The transcript has 3 exons.
GUGAUUUAUUUUAUUUUAAUUUUCAUUAACGAUUAAUAAAAAAUGUGUGACAGUGAAAGUGAGCAACCUCCUAAAAAGAAAACGCUUUACGACACACUAUCAAGUCAUCUAGUAAAUAUUAGUAAAACUGAACGUCAAAAACGAUACAGGGAGCAGAAUAGACAGAAAUUGAAACAGCGUGAAGCUGAAAGAAGAAAACGAAUACAACAUUCACAAAGUACUGCUGUGCCAUCUACUUCUUCAAACACUAAUAUCAUUGAAGUGAGUGAUGAAGAAACAAUAUCUGUUAUUUCCCAAAGUCCACCUAGUCAUCUGAGCGAACAAUCAUUACAAAAAUGGUCACAAAAUAUUAUUAUUGAAGCUGGAAAUCACCAAGGUCAGUUAAACACAAGACACACCAUUAAUGUUAAGUAAGUUUUUAUUUAUCAAUCUACUAGUACCACAAUACACUAAGUUUUGUUUUAGUUGUUUUGUAAAAAUUUUUAUAAUGUUUUGAAUAAUUUUUUUUUAGAGUAAAUAAUAAUAAAACUGAACUU